AGUACGAGUUAGUAUUCCGCGUCUUAACUGGUUCACUUAUCGCUGCAGCUUAUCUUCCUUGCUAUCUUAAAGCCCCAUCUUGAUAAGUCAUGUGACCAGCGGAAAAUCAGGGGGGUUCGAUUGAUUUAAUUGAUUGUAACUAAAAGGUAAUUGUCAGACGUCUUCUAAAGUGCGAAAAAGAAAGACGUCACUAUCACAGCUCAAGCAGACCAGGCGUUUGUUGUAGAUUUGGAGCUCAUUCCAACAUCUCAAAAAUACGCCAUUCUCCCGUCGUAGAUACACAGAAAACUCGAAGUCACAUCGAAGAAAGUUAAGAAGAGAGACACAAGUCUGCGUUUGACAUUCUUCCUGGUAUUUUUCGCUUCAGCACAUUGCCGUCUCUGCAUCUGAAUCUGCUGUGACGUCAAUCGAGUGAUCAAACAUUCUUGAGCAGUGAUAAAGGAGCAAUCAAGGCAGAUACUCCAGUUGCAGGCGCACGACCGUCAAGUGAUCAGCUGAGAAGCUAAAGAGUUCCUGGACGAUAUUUGCAUUUCAAGAUGACUGCGUUGCAGAAUUGCUUCAUGGUUCCAAUCGUAGCUUUAAUAUUUCUGAUCGAAGUAUCGACCUGUGGAUAUAUCGACGAUAUGAAGAAGUUUCCAUGCUAUUCAAGAAAAUUUCAAUUGAAGAGAUUUUACUGUGAAAACGAAUUCUUCGUUUCCUUUCGCGCAAAGCCAUUCCAGAGUUGCUCAGACAAAGCUAAAGAGCUACUAAAAUGUUUUACGACAGUUGACGGCGAAUGUUUAGCGCAAGCUGAUUCCUCAAGCAUGAUUUACAAGAUUUACACAAAGCUGAACAAGGUCCAAACGCACCAUACAAUUAAAAAGGAUUACUGUCACAAUGCUGGCUUGGUUACACCGUUUCUUGGUGCGAGAGCCAGACGAAACCUUGGCUGUACACUGGACUAUUAUAUCGGAAAAGCCACAUGCAUUACAGAUUUCCAGAGGAAAUGGAGACACAAUAGAAGCAAUAGGCUGCUUUGCAAUGAGUACUAUGUUAUGAAGAAGUGCGUUAGGACAGAAUUGGACGCACAUUGCUCUCAACAAGCAGUACAGAGGAUGAGAGCCUACAAAGAGAAGGUGAUUUCGAAGCUCUACCCAGAACUAAACCCCUUCUGCAUUCACAAGCAUAAGCUAUUUUGAAUGACCGUUGAUUUCAUUCAAAACUGACCGAAGGUAACUCGUAACAAGGUCUAACAAACUGCUGUAUGGCGUCGAAAACACCAGGUCCCAACAUGACCCUGCAGUUUCGCCUUUGGCCGUCUUCCAAGAAGCAACUUAACGUCAAAACGCACCUGUUUGAAUCUGAUCAAAUUCCAAACGGCAUGUUUAGGAAUGCGAACAAGCUCACUGACAAAGAAGAUGCUUCACAAAAUCCAGGUGACAAUUUUCAAGGCGCAAGAACACCGAUCUGUAACAUAAAUUAUGCAGUAACCAAUAUAUCUUACUCGACUCUUUUAAUUGAUGUAAUUUUUUUCUGAUGAUUUGAUUAUCAAAGCUCCUUGAAGAAGCCAUAACUUACGAUGGUGAAGCAUCUCCCACUGAGAAAUUGAUUAAAAUUUCUUGAAAAUUUUAGAGUAUUUCAUGAUAAGAUAAAACUGAAAUGUCUGAUGCUUCAGCUGGAUGAGAACGCUAGAGUCCAAAGUAGUGGCUACCUUUCACAACGAACAGGUCUAAACUUCAUCAAAUUGUAUAGAUGGAAAGCAAAAGUGGUCACCUUUUCCCAAUGAAAAGGCCUAAAAGUUAUUAACUUUAUUGAUGAAGAGCAAAAACAAAGCUUGGCUUUUCAGUUCUUUUUCAUCGAACAGCGAAAGGUUACUACUGUUUUGGACUCUGAAGAAUUAAGAUCUUUUUGCUUAUGUGAUGACGUGUAAUGCAAGCACUCGCAUAGUUUAUAUUAUGCAUACACAAUUAGCUGAAUGUUUUAAGGCAUUGUAAAUAGCAUUGUAAUUAAGUGUAAAUAUUUUAAUCUCGACAUUUAUAGUAAUACGUUGCAACAAUUAACGAUAUUUGUUCCUAUAUCAUUGCUUUCUUUAAAAAGCCCAUUUGAGAUUUUUAGGAUUCUAAAAAUAACCACUAAAUUUGAUUGGCAUCGAUGCUUCGAAGUGGCAGAUUUGUUCCAAAGUCAAAAACCGUUGAACAAUGCUUAUGAAACAAAGUGGAUUCUGUUUUGAACGAGAUAUCAACCAUCAUGUAAAGAGUCUUGCUCUGUAGCUAUUUUCCAUCACCAUGAUAUAAGAAAAAGUGUACAGAAGAAGUUUCAAGCCCCCAUUUCCAACCGUUCAGUUUUACAAAAAAUUCCUUGCCAGUUCAUGUUUACAAAACCAGCUAGAACCCCUCUGUUACCUUUGACUACUGAAGACUCCCAGUAACUUAGGGUUAAUGCUGACAUUUGUAUAUUUACAAUAGGAUGAGGCAGAUCAACCUUCAUUAGUUAUUUGUAAAGUUUUAACAGUUUCAUGCCGAUGCUUUGUACGAUAAUAGUUUUUGUAAAAACGUUUCUGCACAUUGAA
Molecule: messenger RNA, 2548 nt
Organism: Rhopilema esculentum
Lineage: Eukaryota; Metazoa; Cnidaria; Scyphozoa; Rhizostomeae; Rhizostomatidae
Source: RefSeq, a predicted model, not a curated record